Molecule: messenger RNA, 371 nt
Organism: Cetraspora pellucida
Lineage: Eukaryota; Fungi; Glomeromycota; Glomeromycetes; Diversisporales; Gigasporaceae
Source: the annotation of a GenBank genome assembly
AUGUGGACUGAUUUACAAUUGCAUGUUUUGAUUGAUUAUAGAAAAGACAAUAACAAUGAAUAUCAUGAACUUGUUUGUAACCAGAAAGGUAUGUUCUGGAAAGGAAUAGCAAGCAAAAUUAAUAUUGAAUUUGGCACUAGUUAUACAGGCCAACAGUGUAAAGAAAAGUUUAAUGGACUAUUAAGAGAUUACAAGAAAAUGAAAUUGUAUAUUGAAGGAAAUGCAAAUGGUAAAAAAACAAGAACUGGAAUAAAGUAUUAUGAAGAAUUUGCUACACAAUUUUGGUUAAAACCUGUAAUCAUGUAUGAUCUAAUUAGAAUGCAAAAUAUUGCAAAUCAUGAUAACCAAGACUCUCCAUCACAAUAUAAAAA